Molecule: messenger RNA, 6247 nt
Organism: Struthio camelus australis
Lineage: Eukaryota; Metazoa; Chordata; Aves; Struthioniformes; Struthionidae
Source: RefSeq, a predicted model, not a curated record
UCUGGGAUUUCAUUUAUCGGAGUACUUGCAUCCAGACUGUAUGCAUUUGGAGAACCCCAGUAGACUAACACGUUAGAUCCUGAUAACUGACCCUUUGGAUAUUCUUGGCAAGCAUGAAAACGAAGAACUGUUCCUUGAGUGUCUUGCAGGACAGUUGAUAUGUUCCAGGGGAAGGCUGUUUGUUCUACAAAGUUGAGAAGAAUCUGCGUUCUCCUGGAUUUUAAAUAAAUAUAAAAUGAAAGUUUAAAAUUUAGCCUCCAAAAUGAAUAUUGAAAAGUUGGAUGAAAAAGCAAAGAAUGGCUUGAAGUCUUCAUUGCUCGUAAGGGAUGAAAAUGGAAAUAACUACACUUGCGACGAAGCUACAUCUUGCUCAAAGAACUGUGCCACCAAGGUGCGUGGUAGUUCAACUGACCAAAAUAUAGUGACUGAGCAUGACUAUACCAAUGUUGAAGAUAAGAGUGACUUCAAGAGAAUUCCUUUAAAACAUCAGUGUACUGAAGCACCGGGUCUGCAGAAAACUCCUAGUGGGUGUAACUGCACAGGAGCUUUAUUAGGAGAUACAGAUGAUACAUGCAAGUCAUCUGUGACAGAGCAGACUUGUGCAUGUACUUUGAGCUAUGACCUGAAUGAAACAACAAGCUUCCCGAAAGAUAACCUUGCUAUGGCAAAAAUGCAAAACCCGAAUAUUGAACAAUUGGUGCCUUACAGUCAAACUGACUCUGACUGUGUAUUGCCUCUUCCUGCUUCAGAGCAGGACACGCAGUCCGUGAUGAAAGAUGGGGUACACUGCCACCUGAGCACAGUAGAUGUUGCUAAUGUUAUGGGUGGAACAGUGGGAACUGAUCAAAAUGAAGACAUACGUCUGAGGAAAACGCUAAUAUCUUCCGAUGAAGUAAAUACAAGAGAGAAAUUUGAUACAAUUGGCCCAGGAAAAACACCUAAUUUCUCUUCUCUCAUGGUGGCUUCACAAGGCCCAAAUGCCCAUUUGGAGAUUGAAGUGCUUUGUCCUGCCUCUGCAGAUGUCAAACACUAUCUGAAAAAUAUGAAUAACAUUGAAAAAGAACCACAGGAAACGGAAAUACAGUCCGUAAAACUAGCCGCUGGAUCUGUAGAUCCUCACAGGAGAGACUUCUUAUCGCUGCCCGUUAGCAUGUGUGAAGAUGAGCAAAAGAAAAUCUUCCGGCCUACACCUGAGCUUGAUGGAACUGGACAUUCCACUGGUGAAACACAGAAGGGUAGACCUGUAAGCAACAUACACCUCCUUCCAGUAGAUACUACUGAUGGAAAGCAAGUAUCAAAGAAAACAAGUGAACAUUUAACCAAAGAACCAAGUAUCUCUAGAAAUGCUGCUUUUGGAGAUACGAACAACAGUCCUCUCAUAACUGAGACGCUAAUCUGCAGCGUACCAAAGCCAGAGAGGACUGUUAAACCUGAGCUGAAAUGCGAAACCACAUUUGUGGUCUUCAGUCCUGUGGCUGAUGAAAGCGGUUCUGCUCUAUGUACUUCAACCCCUAAAGAACGAUCAAAAAAUACAACUUUUUCCAUUUCAGCUAUGGCAGAAUUUGGAGACAAGUCUUCUAAACUAAUCCCCAAUGAAGUGUUUGUGGGAGAGCAUGAUAGAAGGCCUUCGUUUAAAACUAGUUCAUGUCAAGUAGCAGGAAAGCCAGUAGGCAGGUCUGCUAUUGUGUCAACAAUAACCAAAGCAAGGAAAUCGGAGAUUGUUAGUUUUCCCAGACCUAAUUUCAAAAAUGUUAAGCCAAAGGUUAUGUCCAGACCUGUGCUGCAGUCAAGAGAGAGUGCAUCAUUAAAAGGAUCUCCUCAAUCCCCCCAACUAUCGUCUAUCUCCUCGACUUCACCAGUUGCUUCCCCGAGGCAAUUGUCCCCUUCCAUAAAGGUGCUGAAAAAGAAAAUAGAUUUAAGUAAAGAUACUAAAGUGGAAUUGCCUGUGAAUAAGCCCCAUAAGCUACAUCUUAGCAAACAUCUCUUCACUAGCCAAGUUCUGCAUGCCACAACUCAUCCCAGAAAUGCUUCCCACAAGGCUUCAAAGACACCUGCAUUAAAGCAGAAUCUGGAAGACACUGGCAAAGCAAGCUCUUCCAAUUCAGCUUGCUCUUUGCUUUCUGCUGCUCCUAUUAAGGAUAAAUUGGAAAGUUCAAACUCUUUAACGGAGCCCUAUGCUCAAAAUAACUGUCAGACUGGAGUUGAAAAAGAGCAGCAUGGCAAUAUGGGAAUUCUUCUGGAAGCAGCGUUGUUAAAGGAUAAAGCGAAUGAAACGUUUGACUUGCGCUCCGAUUCUUUGAUAUCUUCCCCAAAAGUUGGGGCAGCACAAGGGAAAGAUACACCAAAGAAAGGGCCAGUCACACCACGAAGUGCAUCAGCUCCCAAGGUUAAAAUAGUAUCAUCCAUGUUUCCCUUGAAGAGAGGAAGUGAAAAUAUCUGCACAAUUAAAGGACCUUCUCACAAAGGAACUGUUCUGUCCUCAAGCUCUGGUGUAGGGACCUCUCCCCGGGAGAAGCCUGCCUCCAUGAAAAAUUCUGCAGCCUCUUGGGCUAGCUCUGGUAAACCACUACUUAAAUCCAAAGUGCCUGUCAAAAGGUCAGUGCUGGAGAGAACCCAUAGCAUCUCAUCAGUCAGCAGCACUCAGAGUGAGCGAAGUCUUCUCAGCAGUAAUUCUACGAGUGCCACAAUCAUCAUCAAAAAUGGAGAAUGGUCUUCAAAACCAGCUUGUCAGAAUGGUACUUCCGGAUCUGUCCCUUUAAAAGCAGUACCGAGACCAAGAAUACACUCCUUGAAAGCAACUCCAAAAGGAGCCAAGGCCAGGUCUGCUUCACUAAACCAGUGCUUACCAAAAUCAUCUGGGCCGUUGCACUCGGCAAGGAAAAUCAGUGAGGCUAGAAGCAAUCAGCUGUGGGGUACUCCUGGGAGAAAUGGACCUCAAAGCGUAUCCUCUUUUGGCUCUGUUGACAAGGGUAAGCAGCGGAGUCCUAAAAACUCAUGCAUACAGACACAGACUUCCACAGACGUGCAUUCACAUGGAACAAAAACAGCCGAGUUGACGCAGUAUAAAACAAAAUGCGAGAACCAAAGUGGAAUCAUCCUGCAGCUGAAGAAAUUCCUGUCAAGUAGUAACCAGAAGUUUGAAGCGUUAACGGUUGUGAUCCAGCACCUACAGACUGAGAGGGAAGAAGCACUAAAACAGCAUAAAGAGUUAUCUCAAGAACUAGUUAACCUUCGAGGAGAACUGGUAACAACUUCUGCAGCUUGUGAGAAAUUGGAGAGAGACAGGAAUGAGCUGCAAGCUGCUUAUGAAGGAUUUGUGCAGAAGUUAAAUCAGCAACACCACAAUGAUUUAGCUGAGCUGGAGGAGAGGCUUAAACAGUUUUACACCGCAGAAUGUGAGAAACUCCAGAACAUCUGCAUUGAAGAAGCUGAAAAGUACAAAGCACAACUUCAAGAGCAGGUUGACAACUUAAACAUCACACAUGAGAACUUUAAGCUGGAACUUGAAAGCAGCCACUCAGAAAAAGUAGAGGAGCUGAAAAAGGAAUAUGAAUCUUCUUUUUCAGAGCUCAAGAGUGCCCAUGAAUCUGAAAGGAAGUCGCUUCAGGAUUCCUUUAAAGAGAAGCAGGAAUUGCUAGAGAAAAAGAUUGAUGAAUUAAAAUGUGAAAAUGACUCUCUAAGUGAGAGGCUGAAAUUAGAAGAGCAAAAACAAAUAGCCAAAGAAAAAGCCAAUCUUAAAAACCCGCAGAUUAUGUAUUUGGAACAGGAACUGGAAAGUUUGAAAGCAGUGUUGGAGAUCAAGAAUGAGAAGCUACAUCAGCAGGAUAUAAAGCUAAUGAAGAUGGAAAAACUGGUGGAAAACAAUACAGUCUUAAUGGAUAAACUGAAGAAAUUUCAGCAAGAAAAUGAAGAAUUAAAAGCUCGAAUGGACAAACACAUGGAACUUUCAAGGCAACUUUCUACUGAGCAGGCCGUUUUACAGGAGUCACUAGAAAAGGAAUCAAAAGUAAACAAACGUCUGUCAAUGGAAAAUGAAGAACUCCUGUGGAAGUUGCACAAUGGUGAUCUAUGCAGCCCAAGAAAACUGUCACCCAGUUCUCCAUCCGUGCCUCACCAGUCCCCACGAAAUUCUGGUAACUUCUCUAGUCCUACAGUAUCACCAAGAUGACAUCUCUUGAGACAAGGAGGAGAUUGCAUUUCAUUUACCAUCUGCAGAACUGAUCCUAACUUUAAUCACAGGAGCGAGAGCUAUACUAGCUGACUAUGAUGACUAAACAUAACUGGAAACUAUUUGGUGCAAAAAUGGCGAUAAGAGACAGAGACUAUGGGAGUAAGACACUUAUGUAUGUUGCUCCUCCCAAAAAGACAAGAGUAUGACCUCUAUGGACAUUGUUGCACAAAGCACUUACAGAGCAAGGAAAGUCUUGUUCAUUGCCUUUUCACCUAACUAAAAGAAAAGCUCAGGGGCUUAUAGAUAAAGAUCACAACAUUUAUAAUAUGUUCCUUAUCACAGACACUUUUUUAAGGCUGUGUGUAUGCGUGUGUGUGUGCUGUGAAUGGAAUGGAUGUAACACACUGUGUGUGUGUGUCUAAUGCUGCCUUCUUUGCUGUGUACAUAAUAAAGGAUAAAAGCUGAAGACUAUACAGUGACAUGUACUUCCUUAAUAACGGUGUCAGUAUGCAUGCUUUUAGCAGAGUACCCUUACCCAGAAAGGAGGAGAAACUGCCAUUAGUACUAUAGGUUAGUUUCCUUCCUCUUUCUGGUUUCAGUUCAGGACAAGAAUGGCAUGAAAAGCUAUGUCAAUUGACUCAUUAGUGGUCUACUUUAGUAUGCAAUUUUGAAUGAAUUUUAAAAAACAAGUUGAAUCGCAGCCAUAUUGUGCAUGGAUUAUUUGUUUAAUAUCCAUACACAACCAUCAGUUAUGACGAGACUUUUUUCGCAGGACAUAGUUGAUCUUGGCUUUUAAGUCAGCAGUCAUAGGCAGAACUCAAAGUCAGACCUUGGAAAUUGUUAGUCUAGUUGCAGGUUUAGAUGCCCGGACCUGUCCUUUUAUCUGCUGAAAAGAAUCACUUAUUUCCCAAGACCAGCAUGUCCAUUGCAGAGGCCAGCUGCUGAGGAAACGAGAUGCAGAUUUGAAAACCAAAGAAAAAGUAAUUGGCAUUAGGUGCAUUCUUAAUGCAAUUUUCAGCAAGGAUCUUAAGUAAUUUGUGAAUAUCAAUUUAUUAUCUGGUGACAACCUUUUACUUUUCAAGUAUUAGUUAUUUUUAUUACCAUUCAUCUGCGUUGGCGAAAUCCCUCUGAGGGGGAAGAUGGUAACUGUGUGUAGACAUCUUGCUAACUUUGCCAUACCUUCCUCCAUAGAGUGUAGAAUAUCAAUGUUUUGCCAGUUCAUUUGGCAAAAGAUCCUGUAAAAGUGAUCCUAUAAAGUAUGAAAAAACCUGUCCCUACUGCUUAAGCUGGAGGAUAAGGGUGUCAGCAUUUCAUGAAAUGUCUUACACUGCGCUUCAAGUUGAAAUAAGGUAAUUGCAAAACCUUGCUGCUCCCUUGGUCAGACCUGUUUAAGAUCUCUACCUUGUAUGUACUAAACACAGGUUCAACUUCCAAUUAGUAUUACAAAACACUAUCAAUGCUUACAUUAGCUCAGUUUUUAAAAUACCAUGAAGUACCAUUUUCAUGACCACCGCUCUACUACUGUUCAGCUAAUACUGUUAUCUAGCUAUACUGUAACUAUUUUGGAACAUUGUAUCUUCUAAGCUUCCCUGUGUUUUCCAGUAGCUUGGGAACCUUGAAUCAAGGGAUGGAAAGAGCUAGGGAACUAAACUAGAGAAGCACUUCAAACCGUUUUACCCAAGACUUGAAAAAUCUUGGCACUUCAGUAAGGAACACAGACAUACAGACAAGACUAACAGUACUCAUUCUGUAAGUAAACUUGUAAUAUAUUUUAAAAUGUGACUAUUUAAUCAUUAAAUUAACUUGUACGUUAUAUAAAAUUAAGUAAAGGGGUGCCAUUUCUAGGGAACGUUUUACUCUUUAUCCCUUUUAAGGCACUGCACAUGCCACUGUUAGUGGUGUCAAAACUUAAUCUGUUUUCCAGGGGUUUCAAAUUCAACUAUGACAAUUCUCUGUGGGCUGAAACUUGGCCUAAAGCAUAUCUUGGAACAAUCUUUUUUAUUUUCUAUGGUCAAAGAUUUGAUCACAUGUAUUCAAGCUGAAUGCUUAAAAAAUAAACUUUUUGUACUGCUUGAA